CGUUCGUUCAAUUUUCCACUCUUCACAUUCCUGAUUGAGGCUAAAGAGCCCCGAUUUUUAUCUGGACUAAUAAUUCUCGACUUUAUCUAUUACCAAAGAGUCUUCAAGUGUCAAAUGGAUUCCAUAAUAAACGUGCAUGUGCGUCCCUGCCAUCGUCAACAUGCGGCGGACAUCCGCAAAACCGUGCAGGGCUGUCAAACUGAUUGCGUCUUCAUAUGCGGUGAAAGGAGGAUUGGUAGUCAUAAAACAGUUCUCUCGAUUGCCACGGGAUUGCUCCAAAAAUCCAACUGUGACGAAAUCAUACUGAAUGAAAGGUACUUGCCUUUACUGGAUAAAGUCUUGAUCUUAAUCUAUAUCGGACACACUAGCUUCCCUGGCGAUCUCCUGCCACUUUUCCGACGAAUGAAUCGUUCAAUUCAAAUGAAAUUAACCAUUGCCUACCAAACGAUCGUCCAUCCCCCAUCAAAUUCUCACGUCUCCAACGAGCCAUCCUGUAGCAAUCAAUACCCUUAUUUCCUGCUUCAAGGGCAAGAAAAUGAGGCUGUCAGAUCGGUCCCGACUGGAAAUUCCCAAAUCCCGACAAAUCAUCCGAAUUUUGCGCCUCUCGAUGUCAAUCAAAGUUCUGCGGGGCGAUCUUGUGGACUCGAUAGUAUAAUCCCAUAUUUGAUCUCAACUUUGAUCUUAAAUGUGCUCUCGAAUGUGAUCUCAAGUGAGUUUCCAACUGGGUUUCCAAGUAUGGUCCCUUGUGUGACUGGAAUGUUUUUCACUUCAUUGGAUGUCGGCAAUGUGUUCGAACAGUUUAUUUAUGAUGCAAUCCUAUUCAACGAGAUGGUGCAAAUGCGGUUUUAUGCCCAAAAUGAAAUGACUCACAAUACCAACUAUUUGAACGAGGUUCUGGCGGUUCUCGUGCUAGGAAUUUGAUCGUCUCUUACGUGUACUGACGAAAUGCAUGCCAAAUACCAAUACUUUGUCAAAUAAGAUGUGAUUAACCCGAUUUAUUUGAAGCCAAUCCAGUUGAACAUCA
This is a messenger RNA of Tigriopus californicus, 1024 nucleotides long. RefSeq lists its product as uncharacterized. NCBI's taxonomy places the organism in Eukaryota, Metazoa, Arthropoda, Copepoda, Harpacticoida, Harpacticidae. The transcript has 3 exons. The record is from RefSeq and is a predicted model, not a curated record. The coding region runs from base 115 to 921 and encodes 268 amino acids.